AUGUAAAAUUCAAAAAUACGAAAAAGAAUCGUUGUAAGUGAUGCUUGUAUUAAUGAUAUAGAUGGGUUAAUAUUGUUGGGACUUAUUACUUUAGACAUAAUUAUAACUCUGCAUUUUAUCUUUUCAAUAUUUCUUGAGAAUGGCCAGAUCAACAGUUUUAUCUGCUAAUUCAAUGGCUAUCUCACUGCAUCUACUUUUGUUGCUAGCAUCUCUUACAACAUUUCACUGUCCCAUUGCAUAUUAAGAACAUUACCCUCAGACCAAUGUAAGAGUCAGAAGUCUGGCUGGAUCUACCAUUUAUUCUCAUUAUCAGCUGGUUUUGUCUAUAUUAGCUUAGCUGCUUUGUUUGAUGACAUUGGGGAAGGUGUAAUGAUAACUUGCGCAAUGGGUUACGGAACUAGCAUUGAAAGGAGGUAAUAUGACUAGCUAGGUAAAAACACUCUACUUUGGCCAUAUUUGCAACAUGCUUGUCUUUAACAUUACUUGGGUUCCAAGGUAAGUAUCUUUUUCUUUAUGUUUAUAAGUGGAUAUGCACAUUUGCUGACUUUUGUUAUGCAAAUGAAUAAGAGCACUUAUUUAAGAAUAGCGAUGAUGUCUGUUGGAAUGAUGAAUUCCAUAAUUCGUAUCACUGCAGAUCCUUAUCUUAGAUCUAAACUCUACAUUUAUUUUUGUGUCAGUGAUAAGCAGACUACUUAGUAGGAAUCAAGAGAGAUAAUGAUAAGAACUGGAAAUCGGAUUCUUAUGGAUACUACAUUCUCAGGAAACAUAAGAGAAACUGAGGAUCUCACUGAAGAUAGGAAUAAUUUAUCGGUAUCUCAAGAAUAUAAUCAUAGCUCUGAUGAUGACAGAAUAAAAAUGAUGGAUUUAAUGGCUAGAGGUGGAGAUAGCAGUAUUUUAGAAUAACCAAGUUAGGUGCACCUUGAGCAUUUGCCCACAUUUGUGCUACUUCAAGAAAACAACAUAGUUGAAAAUCUGAAAAACAGGUAUGCAGCAAUGGUUUAUCAUUUUGAUAAAACCAGUGAAGAGGAAAUAGCUCGAAUUAAUAGAAAGUCCCAAACUCACAAAAAUAACAGGAAACUAUCUCGAUAAAUAAAAAUAAAUGACUUAAAAGGAGGGAGUGCAUAGUUUUCAUAAAAACAAAGAGAUAAAAAUAAGAUAUCAAGAUCCUUUCACGCAACUUCCAUCAAACAAUUUUAGCAGUAAUAGGAAGUAAAUAUAUUCAAGUAUAAGAUCGAAGAAUAUCAAUCCAAGAUAUUCAGUCAAAUCAGAAGACAAUUUGGAGUCUUAAAUAAUUAGAUAAUUUAUUCAUUCAAUCCAGAGGAAAACAUGGAAAUAUUCAGGAGAGUACUCAAUGAGGAGCAAGCUGGUAGAAGUGGGAAGAAGGUUUUCAAGACUCAUGAUAAGGCAUUUAUACUGAAGGAUAUCAAUAGUAUUGAGAAAUAUGAAUUACUAGACUUGGCAAAGUCUUACUCAGAUCAUAUUUUCAAAAACGAAGACACACUGUUAGCAAGAAUUCUAGGAAUGUUUUCAUUCAAAGUAUAGAAUUAGAAGAAGCAGUACUUUAUACUCAUGUAAAAUUUGGAUUACUUGCCUUCCAAUAAAGUCAUAUUCAGAUAUGAUCUAAAAUUCUCAGAAGUAAAUAGACAGAAAAUAGUAUCUGAGUAAAUUCUCAACACAGUAAUAGACAUUUUAAUCAAUCGACACUAAAAUAUAAAAGAAAUUAUCAAUCUCAAAUCUUAUAGUCUACCUCAGUUGAUAUGUACUGAUGGCGAAGAGAUUGAAAUGAAAACUGAAAUAAGCCAUGUAAACAUUAUGGAAAAUUUUAACAAUAAAGCUGAUUAGCAGUCGCUUGAUGAUUACAAACCGAAUCAGAAGAAAUUAAAUAUUUUCAAACAUAACACACUUCACAUAAAGGAAAAUAGCCUCAGAUAAGUAUUUUUUAGCUAAUCUCCGUAAAUUGCAUCAGUGUCAAAGCAUAAAAGUCCAGUGAGUCAAUUAGAAUCAUUAUAGCUAAACAGUAGUGCAAUAGUUUACUCUCAUAGAUAAAAAGAUUCUAUUUACAGUAGCAGAUAAGAUGCUAAUUCCUCUUCUCAUCAUCAGCAAACUAAUAAUAUCAAUAAUCAUAACAGUUCUAAUACAAUCACUUUAACCUUAGCCUAGGAAAAUCAGCUGCUUGAUGCUCUUAAACUGCUGAAGGACAUUGACUUCCAGAACAUGCAUAAACAGAUAAUACUUAGAAAUAAGAGCUUGCUUAAUCUUCAACUGUUUUUGCAAUAAAUACAAAGGGAUGUCCUAUAUUUAAGCGAUCAAAAUAUCAUGGAUUACUCUUUACUCCUGAUUAUUGCAAAAAAUGAUAGGAAAGUUAAGAAUUUGAUUAGGUAAAACUAGCUUAAAAAUAGAUUUGUUUUCGUCACUUAGAAUAAGAACUAUGUAGUUCUUGUGGGACUUAUAGAUUAUCUACAGAUAUUCAAUUUUCAAAGAGUUAUUUAGGGAUAAGCCUAGAAAAUAUGGAGUUACUUGAAGUCUAAAUCAUUGAAGCAGAUAUCUUGUGUAGAACCAAUUGCAUAUUAGGAGAGAUUUUUGAAAGGAGUUACCAAAAUCUUUCGGAUUGAUUCAAAUGAAGAGAACUCUUAGUGA
This is a messenger RNA of Stylonychia lemnae, 2637 nucleotides long. The record is from the annotation of a GenBank genome assembly. Lineage: Eukaryota; Ciliophora; Spirotrichea; Sporadotrichida; Oxytrichidae.